Messenger RNA from Symbiodinium natans, 1236 nucleotides. The record is from the annotation of a GenBank genome assembly. NCBI's taxonomy places the organism in Eukaryota, Dinophyceae, Suessiales, Symbiodiniaceae.
AUGCCCAUUGUGUCCAGCAUAGGUGCGCUCCUGUUCGGCGUGCUCUGGGCACUUGACAGGCAUGUCUUCGAAGGGAGCAUGCUGGACCAUGCCCUGCUGGAGCAAGUGGCCUUGGCAGAGCAGGCCCUCAAUCAAGCCGAGCUUGCCCAUGCCGAAGCGAGCGGCGCUCGGGCCGCCGCCAUCAAGGAGGGUCUCCAGCAGGCCCGGCUUACCCUCAGCCGGGCCGAGGAGGAGGCGGCCCAGGCAUCCGAGGAAGCCCAAGAGGCGCUGCAAGGACUGGAGGCUCUCCGCGCUGAAAGGACUCGGCUGAAAGGUGAGACCGGCCCCGAGGCUGCGAAGCGGCGCCUGCACCACACGGAGGCCCUCACCAAGGAGCAGCAGCAGCUGGAAGCCGAACAGGAGCAGCUGAAGGCGCAGUCCCGGUCCGAGGAAGACAAGCUAGGCUGGCUCAGGCACUUGCGCGAUGUGCAGGAGCACGCCCGGUCGGCAGCCAGAGAGUCCGCUAACAGCUUCAGAGUUGCAUACGGCGACAUUGCCAAGUCUUCGCGCACUUCCGCUACGGCGCGGCCUGGGGCAUCGCCAGGGACUCCAGCGCCCGAGGCUGCGAACCGAGCAGCUCGCAAGCUUUCGCGGCACUUGGAUGAUUUCCUGCGGUUCAUGGCAGAGGCCAUCGCGGCCGGUGAAGCAAAGGAGGAAGCUUCGCAGUCGCCACUCAAGACUGUGAACCUCAACUUGCCAGCGGUCCUAAAAGAGGCCUACAUGGGAAAGUUCGUCCAAAGUGACGAUGGAAUCAGUCAAGCGCAGCAGCUGGACAGCUCGAAGGAGAAAUUGAAGGUCUUGAAGCGGGAGCUGAACGACACAGGCCACCAGAGCGAAAUGCAGAGCCUGACGAAUGAGUUGUCGGAGCUUCGUACGCAGAUCACCGACAGCGAGGCGGGGAGCCGUGAGGACCAGCAGCGGUGUGAGGAGGCCCAGGCGCGACUACGAGAGGGCUUCAAAAAGGCCGGCUACCGCCGCAACGAGGGAACCAAGGGCCGCGUUCUUGCGCGUCGGGAGAGGCUCGAGGGCUUCUUGCAGCUGCAUCCUUUCGUUGCCGUCGUGCUCGUCAGCGGAAGUAUGGGAGAACGGGCGGAUGGGCACUUCUACCUGGGCAGGCCAUUGCAAGACGCGGCCGCCGCGGAAGCUGCAGCUGGAAACGCAGAAGCCUUUGCUGCUGCCUUAUCUGAUCCUGCUUGA